UGACAAGUCCCCUGGGUUGUACGCCUCGAGAACUUUGACGGGGGAGCAUGACUGUGAGGCCAGCACAUCAAAACCGGAGGGAGGCGUAUCUGGUGGGGAGUCCGGCAGUGGGAUGAAUGGGUAGGUGUUGCGGAGGCAGGACAGGAAGGAGUGGGAGGAGGAGGGGGAGAUGAGGUGCUCGGGGGAGCAAUCUGACAGGUCGUGGAGGACGGUGAAGAUGCGGAUCAGGGGGCGGGGGAGGGGGAAGGCGUGGGUCAGGUAGGUUGGCAUUUCUGGGCGGUUGUGAGGCUGAGGUUGUCGUUGUUGAUGACUGACUCGACUUGGCUGUGGCGUCGUUGGCCAGAAGGAUGUACUGCGUAGAGGACUCAGACUAUCGUAUCUCGUGAUUGCUCUCGUAGACAACAACAACAACAACAACAACAAGUCGUCAUCGAUGGCGGGGCUGGAUUCCAAAUCAUGCAUAGAUUGGUGUGGUGUAACGGUCUUGGCGGGGCGAGAUGGUGCUCAGCUUUCUAACGGUUCUCAGAAACCAGCCUCUCCUCCUUACAACGAUGUAUCGGAUGGUCCAUCAUCAUUGAUUAGGACCUUUGAAAUGUUCCCUUCCGUCGUGCAAGCUUCUGCACUCAGGGACCGAACCCACCAAACAGAAAGCGUCCUUUACAGAUCGUGUCGACCCGUUAGGAUCUCGAAUGCAACCAUCUCUAACAUCGCCCUCGGCCUGCAUUCAGUCCCACUCGGCCGAUGCGACGUGCAGGACUUCAUCUCGCGACCAAGAAGUGAGAUCGACACGGCUGCAACGAGGGCGAAUGGAGUUUGUUGA
Podospora pseudopauciseta is the source of this 820-nucleotide messenger RNA. RefSeq lists its product as uncharacterized. The transcript has 3 exons. Bases 434 to 820 code for a protein of 128 amino acids. The record is from RefSeq and is a predicted model, not a curated record. Lineage: Eukaryota; Fungi; Ascomycota; Sordariomycetes; Sordariales; Podosporaceae.